AUGGCUAUAAAGAAGUCACCACUCUCACUGGAUUCCAGUGAGAGUGACUCUGAGGAGCUGCCAACAUUUGCCUUUCUGAAAAAGAAACUGUCUUCAAUAAAGAGGAGGCAGCCUCAGGAGGAUGAGAAGAUUGUAGUGGUUGACAUCUCAGAUUCUGAGGCCUCCUGUCCAUCACCAAAAUGGAAAGAACCACCACCCAUUCCAGAGGCAGCUGAAACUGUCAUACAAACAGAGCCAGUCAGGGUGCUAAGCAGUGGAAGUGAGAAUGAGGAGGAAUUUAUGCCCCUGGCUGAGAGGCUUAUUUGUAAGUUUUUGACUCACAAACAGCUGAGCCCUGAAAAAUCCAGCUCCCCAUUUGAAAGGGUUUUGGAUCAAAAUAAUGAAGGAGCAUCACAUGACUGGCAAAAACAGCUGUUUACAAAGAUCCGUGAUAUUCCCCUCUGUGGUACCUCAGAGAGGCAUGCAUCAAAUAACAAGGACCCUGUGGUUGACAAUCCAUGCCAUCAGCUGCCAGCCUACCAAACUACCUGCUCUGUCCAGAGCAACAGCUUGACAAUAACCAAAACAAAUGCUGAGGCGCCCCUGCCUCAGAAGAGACGCAAGUAUAGUCAGAAGGUCCAGAAGAGAAGCACACAGGGAUGGCAGCAGUGGGGACGAGCAAGCCAGAAGGAAAGCACCCAGAGGCAACAGGAAAGGAAGAAGAAGGUAGCCCUGGCUAACAGGCUGAAAGCUCAGAGGCCAGAGGAGUGCUUAAAGCACAUCGUUGUGCUGCUGGAUCCAGUGCUCUUGCAGACGGAAGGUGGGGGUCAGCUCCUUGGAGCCCUGCAGUCCAUGGAUUGCUGCUGUGUGAUUGAGGCGCAGGCUGUGCCUUGCAGCCUCACGUGGAGGAGAAGGGCUGGGCCCUCUGAGGAUGGCGAGGAGGGCUGGGUGGAAGAGCCCAUGGUUCUGGUGCUGCUUCUGGCAAAGGUGUUUAUGUCUAUGAUCUACCACUUCAAGCAGGGACGUCUGGGCAGCACUGAGGAAGGGAAGGAAACACUUCGGAGCUUUGUGACUGAUAUCACAGCAAGGACAGCUGGGAAAGAUCUGUCACUGGUGAUUGUGGAUCCAGAGAAGUGCUUCAGUGCUCCGAAUCCUCUAAGAAGGAAACAGAGAGUGGCAAAUAGAGGACAGGCCAAGGAGAAGCAGCAGCAGCAGAAACAACCAGAGGCCAACACGGUGGCCAUGGUGACCAGGGUAGAUAUAGAAGAGGCACUGGUAGAUCUGCAGCUGCACACAGAAGCCCAGGCUCGAAUUGUGCAGAGCUGGAAAGAGCUGGCUGACUUGGCAUGCGCGUUCACGAAGGCCGUGGCCGAAGCACCCUUCAAGAAGCUCCGAGAUCAAACUAGUUUCUCCUUCUGCCUGGAGAAUGACUGGGCUGGAGGGGCCAAGGUGGACCGCUCUGGCAGGGGGCUUGCACUGGUCUGGAGGAGACAGAUUCAGCAGCUGAACCGGGUCAGCCUGGAGAUGGCCAGUGCCAUUGUGGAUGCCUAUCCCUCCCCACAGCUCCUGAUCCAGGCUUAUAAGCAGUGUUUUUCUGAGGAAGAACGCCAGAACUUGCUCGCAAACUUACAGGUGCGCCGUGGGGAAGGCGUGACAGCCACCUCGCGCCGUGUUGGACCAGAGCUGUCCAGGCGUAUCUACCUUCAGAUGACAGCUUUGCAGCCAGAUCUCUCCUUAGACAGUGCAGACUGA
Molecule: messenger RNA, 1731 nt
Organism: Rangifer tarandus platyrhynchus (Svalbard reindeer)
Lineage: Eukaryota; Metazoa; Chordata; Mammalia; Artiodactyla; Cervidae
Source: the annotation of a GenBank genome assembly